Molecule: messenger RNA, 3101 nt
Organism: Erythranthe guttata (spotted monkey flower)
Lineage: Eukaryota; Viridiplantae; Streptophyta; Magnoliopsida; Lamiales; Phrymaceae
Source: RefSeq, a predicted model, not a curated record
UACUGUUUUUGGAAAAAAGGUCAAAGCAAAGAAGUCUCCCUGAUAGUGACGUCACACCUCUCUGGUAUUCUUUUCCCGGAGAUCAUCUGCUUUCUGUUCAUCCGUUUCAUAAGAGCAACAAGAGGACUACGAGUAUCAGCCGAAGAUUUAUUUGCUCGGUGGCGGCAAAAUCGCUACCGAAGAAUCGAAUAUGGAUUCACUAAAAGAGAUCUUUCUAAAGGAUUACAAGCAACCUGAUUACUUCUUCGACACGGUGGACUUGAAGUUUACAUUGAGCGAGGAAAAAACAAUUGUUUUUUCCAAGAUUGUCGUCUAUCCUCGACUUGAAGGUUGUUCUGCACCACUUGUUUUGGAUGGGAUAGAUUUGAAACUGAUUUCAUUAAAGGUCAACGGCGACGAGUUGAAGGUGGAUGAUUUUCAUCACGACGCACGCCACCUCACUUUAUCCGCACCUCCAAGUGGUAAAUUUACGUUGGAAACCGUCACCGAAAUUUCCCCACAGACAAACACGUCUUUAGAGGGGCUUUACAAGUCAUCGGGGAACUUCUGCACACAAUGUGAAGCACAGGGUUUUCGUAAAAUCACGUUCUUUCAGGAUCGACCUGAUAUAAUGGCGAAAUACACUUGUCGUAUCGAAGCCGACAAAUCAUUGUACCCCGUUUUAUUGUCUAACGGGAAUCUCAUAGAGCAAGGAGAAAUCGAGGGGGGCAAGCAUUUUGCUGUAUGGGAGGAUCCUUUUGUGAAACCGUGCUAUCUUUUUGCAUUAGUUGCCGGAAAGUUGGAGAGUAGAGACGAUACUUUCAUAACUCGUUCGGGUCGAAAGGUCUUGCUUAGAAUUUGGACACCUGUCGAAGAUUUGCCAAAGACGGCCCACGCCAUGUAUUCUUUGAAAGCUGCUAUGAAAUGGGACGAAGAUGUUUUUGGACUCGAAUACGACCUGGAUCUCUUCAACAUUGUAGCCGUUUCGGAUUUUAACAUGGGUGCAAUGGAAAAUAAGAGUUUAAAUAUAUUUAAUUCUGAAGUUGUGUUGGCAUCGCCUGAAACUGCAACUGAUGCAGAUUACGCCACGAUUUUGGGUGUGAUUGGCCAUGAGUAUUUUCACAACUGGACAGGAAACAGAGUGACGUGUCGGGAUUGGUUCCAGCUUAGCUUAAAGGAAGGCCUCACUGUUUUUCGGGAUCAGGAGUUUUCAUCUGAUAUGGGAAGCCGUACAGUGAAACGGAUAGCUGAUGUUACAGGAGUCCGAACAUAUCAGUUUCCCGAGGAUAUGGGCCCCAUGGCGCAUCCCGUUCGACCUCACUCUUAUAUAAAGAUGGAUAACUUCUAUACAGCAACGGUGUAUGAAAAGGGAGCCGAAGUGGUGAGGAUGUACAAAACAUUAUUAGGUGCUCCCGGGUUUAGGAAGGGCAUGGAUUUAUAUUUUAAGAGGCACGACGGUCAAGCUGUGACGUGCGAAGACUUCUACUCUGCCAUGAGAGAUGCAAACGAUGCCGAUUUCUUCAAUUUCUUGUUAUGGUACUCGCAAGCUGGAACACCUUGUCUGAAGGUUGUUACCGCAUACGAUGCACAAGCCAAGUCGUAUUCUCUCAAAUUUAGUCAAGUGGUCCCACCGACCCCAGGACAGCCUGUCAAAGAGCCGAUGUUUAUUCCUGUAGCUGUCGGUCUUGUUGGCCCCAACGGAAAGGAUAUUCCUUUAUCCUCCGUUUACCAUGACGGAAAAUUGGAGACUAUUACGAAAGAUGGUCAACCGGUCAACACUACCGUUCUCAGAGUCACAAAGAAAGAAGAAGAAUUUGUGUUUAGUGAUAUACGAGAAUGUCCAGUGCCGUCGAUAUUAAGGGGCUACAGUGCUCCGAUUCGAUUGGAUUCCGAUCUAACCGACGCUGAUCUUUAUUUCCUCCUUGCUAAUGAUUCUGAUGAAUUCAAUCGUUGGGAGGCUGGGCAGGUAUUGGCAAGAAAAUUGAUGCUAAGUUUAGUAUCGGAUUUUCAGAAAAACGAGAAGUUGGUUCUCAACCCACAGUUCUUGCUUGGAGUCAAAAGUAUACUUUGUGACUCGAGCUUGGAUAAGGAAUUCGUUGCAAAGGCAAUAACUCUGCCCGGUGAAGGAGAAAUCAUGGACAUUAUGGAAAUUGCGGAUCCCGAUGCAGUUCAUGCAGUUAGAACUUUCAUCAGAAAACAGCUUGCAACCGAAUUAAGAGACGAGUUUCUUAACACGGUGAAAAACAACAGGAGCUCCGAGCAAUACGAGUUCAAUCACACAAAUAUGGCGAGGCGUGCUCUAAAAAAUAUUGCCCUCGCAUACCUUGGCUCACUUGAAGAUGAAGAAAUAACCGAGCUUGCGUUGCAUGAAUAUAAAACUGCUACAAAUAUGACCGAUCAAUUUGCUUCUUUGGCAGCGCUCGAUCAGAACCCUGGUAAAACACGAGACGAGGUUUUAGCAGAUUUUUACGACAAGUGGCAGCAUGAUUUCUUGGUCGUAAAUAAGUGGUUAUCCCUCCAAGCUAGUUCGAACAUACCUGGGAAUAUCGAGAAUGUUCGUAAACUGCUUAACCAUCCCGCCUUUGACAUACGUAAUCCAAAUAAGGUGUACUCGCUGAUUGGAGGAUUCUGUGGAUCUCGGGUCAACCUGCAUGCGAAAGACGGGUCGGGUUACAAAUUUAUGGGCGAAAUGGUUUUGCAGCUUGACAAGCUGAAUCCUCAGGUUGCCUCAAGUAUGGUAACAGUGUUCUCGAGGUGGAAGCGAUACGAUGAAACCCGGCAAAAUCUUGCAAAGGCGCAGCUGGAAAUGAUUAUGGCUGAAAAUGGGCUGUCCGAAAACGUGUUCGAGAUUGUAUCGAAGAGUUUGGCUGUUUCGAGUCUUGCACAAAUGUAAAUAUGGUCAACUCAUAUCUAAUUAAAAUCAUUGUCUUUUGAUUAUUUGAUCAAAAUUAGAUUUUUCCUAUGUUCUUGGUUAGGAAAAAUUGAAGCUGGUGGAAGAUAUGUGUAUCUUUAUUUAGACAAGAAAAGUCAUAAUUAGCAGCAUCCUAAAGUUAGGUUCUAAUGCUUGUCUAUACAACACAAUUUUUUCUCAGAAGUUUCUAUAGAAAUUAUUAUUUUAUUUA